AGACAGAUCUAUCCGAAAUCUACACCCGCCGACCGUCUCUCUCUCUCUCUCUCUCUCUCUCUCUCUCCCCCGACCGCGUCCACAAAGGUCAAAACCCUAACUCCCACAGACGGCGGCGACAUCGUCGGCGGCAGUCAGUCUCUGGCCCAACGCUACUAGGUUUAUUUCAGCACACUUGUGCCACCCUGAGAAGCUUUCUUCAAUUGUAAAUAUGGAAACUGAGGAUUCAAAUGACCUCCCCCCUGCUUUCGAUUCUGUCCGUGAAAGGGAGAAUGAUGACCUUCAUAACUCCAAUUGUGAGACUAAUGGUGCUGGUUCUCAACCAAGUAACUCAGAAAUUAUAGAAGACAAGCUAAAUGGAGAGGUCUCGGGGGCUUUGGAGGUUGAUGUUGGAGAUAGAGGCAGCCAACCGUUUGUGGCAGAUGACUUGGGUGGGGACUUGAUUGAGAGUUCAUCUGUCAUGGAAGUAAGUGUUGAAUUGAAUGAAACUGUUGUAGUUGCAGACGAUGUGAAGUGUUUCAGAACUGAAAUACAAACUGAGAAUGACCUGGUAACUGUUCAUGAUGGAAGUCCCAUUAACAACCGAAAGAGAGGCGGAAGUCCUAUCAGCAAUCUUGAGAUAGAUGAUAGUCCCAUAUCUGGAGUUAAGAGAGCCAGAACAACAGUUGAGGAACAGCAACCUUCAGUCCUCAUAACGUAUAACUGUUUGCGAAGACAGAGUAAACAGAAGCUUGAGGAGCUAUUACAGAAGUGGUCGGACUGGCAUGCUCAACAUUGUUCGUCUCUUGAUUCCGAUGAGGUGCUUGAAUCUGGUCAAGAGACAUACUUCCCUGCUAUUCGUGUUGGUUUGGAUAAUCCUUCUUCAGUGUCAUUCUGGAUGGACAACCAAACAAGGAACCAAACAAGCACGGAGUUUAUUGCAUUGGACAGUAAAUCUGUUCCACUUUAUGAUCGUGGAUACUCAUUGGAAGGGGGUUUGGAAAUUGGAGAUGCUUCCCGGUGCUUCAAUUGUAGUUCGUAUGGCCACUCGCUAAAGGAGUGCCCAAAACCUCGUGACACUAAGGCUGUCAAUAAUGCUCGCAAGCAACACAAUUCAAGGCGUAAUCAAAAUGCUAGUUCCCGUAACCCAACUAGAUACUAUCAAGAUUCUCCCAAGGGAAAGUAUGAUGGUUUAAGGCCAGGCGUACUUGAUGCUGAAACACGGAAACUUCUGGGUCUUGGGGAGCUUGAUCCACCUCCUUGGCUUAACAGAAUGCGAGAGAUGGGAUACCCACCUGGAUAUCUAGAUGCAGAAUUUGAGGAUCAGCCUUCAGGGAUUACAAUUUUUGCUGAUGAGGAAAUUAAGGAAGAAAAAGAAAAGGAAGAUGGUGAAAUCCUUGACACCGGCAAUCCUCCAGACCCACCAAAGAAAAUGAGUGUUGGAUUUCCGGGAAUGAACGCACCGAUUCCCGAAAAUGCUGACGAAAAACGAUGGGCUUCGGGCUCAUCAAGUACCAAUUCAUCUAGGAAUCGAUCACACCACAGAAAUAACCGUUCAUCUGAUACGAUGAGCAGAGGCCAGUAUCACGAUCAAAGGUGGGACAGGGAUUUCAGAGAUGAAGGGCCACCUGGUGUUGACCCUGUAUUUAGCUCUAGUUAUCCCCAGAGGUAUGGUGGUUAUGACUCUCCCCAGUAUUCAGGAGGUAAUAUUUCUAUACCAAGCCCUAGUUUUGGAAGGUCAUUGUCUGAAAGAGGUAGAUGGAAUCCUUCAGUCUAUGAAGGAUCUUCAAAUCCCGGUUCACAUAGUUCUGUACCGUAUUCCCCUCCAAACGCGUUGUUUUCACCCCCAAGUUAUGGUUCAGCCGGUUUUCCUAGACGGGAUGAUGACAGUCGAAAUAUUUUAGGCCCCGAUUAUUCAUCUCAUCGUAGGGAUAAGCACCACCAUCACAGUCGGAGGUAACGACAUUUCAUUCUAAAUCUUGAUUUGGGGUAUUCUUCAUAAAACUGACGUUAGAUCUACUAUACUUCUUAGGAGGAAUGAUUGUAUUAUGUGUUUUGUAAAAUGAUUCGAUAGGUGAUCUUUAGAUCAGUUGACCUGGUAAAGUUGUAUUGUACCAUGCGAUUGCUCUAACUUUAAUGCGGUUUUUGUAUUUUUUUGGACCCUUUCGGGUUAUCUUUUCGGCUUUUGUUGUUUAUGUUAAUGCCAAUUGCAAUAAUAUCCCUGAAGUUUCCUACUAUUUUUGUGAUAA
Molecule: messenger RNA, 2228 nt
Organism: Rhododendron vialii
Lineage: Eukaryota; Viridiplantae; Streptophyta; Magnoliopsida; Ericales; Ericaceae
Exons: 9
Coding region: 212-1939 (575 amino acids)
Cellular component (GO): catalytic step 2 spliceosome
Molecular function (GO): zinc ion binding; RNA binding
Source: RefSeq, a predicted model, not a curated record